This is a messenger RNA of Lacerta agilis (Sand lizard), 936 nucleotides long. RefSeq names its product olfactory receptor 49-like. Gene Ontology annotation, cellular component: membrane. The transcript has a single exon. The record is from RefSeq and is a predicted model, not a curated record. Gene Ontology annotation, molecular function: G protein-coupled receptor activity; olfactory receptor activity. Bases 1 to 936 code for a protein of 311 amino acids. Gene Ontology annotation, biological process: G protein-coupled receptor signaling pathway. NCBI's taxonomy places the organism in Eukaryota, Metazoa, Chordata, Lepidosauria, Squamata, Lacertidae.
AUGAAGUACAACCAAACAACAGUCAGUGAGUUUAUCCUUCUGGGCUUCACCGACAUUCGGAAACUGCAGCUCCUGUUGUUCACCGUCCUUCUCCUUUCCUACCUUUUGGCCAUCCUAGGCAAUGCUGUGAUCAUCACUGUCGCUCAAAUAGAUCACCGGCUACACACUCCUAUGUAUUUCUUCCUCCAGAAUUUCUCUUUCUUGGAAAUUGGCUUCACCACGGCAAUCAUUCCCCAAACCUUGGUCCAUCUUUCAACCGGCAAUAAAAACAUCACUUACAUUGGUUGCAUGAUACAGUCCUUCUUAUAUUUCCACCUGGGAACCACCGAGUUCUUCCUCUUAGCUGUCAUGUCCUACGAUCGAUAUGUAGCCAUCUGCAAUCCCUUGCGAUAUCCAGCCAUCAUGAACCAUUACUUAUGCAUCAUGCUGGUUGUGUUUUGUUGGGUUGGCAGUUUUCUCCUGAUCAUUGGUCCAUCAGUGCUUUUCCUACAGUUUCCAAUAUGCAAGUCCAACGUCCUUGACCACUUCUUCUGUGACAAUACACCGUUGAUCAAACUCGUUUGUGGGAACACAUCGCUUUUGGAAUUCAUUGGUUUCAUCACUGCUGUGCUUUCCGUGCUGGGAAGCUUGGCGAUGACAGUAAUGUCAUACGUCAAUAUAAUCCGAACCAUCUUACGUUUCCCCACUGCCACAGGGAGACAGAAGGCUUUUUCCACUUGUGCCUCUCACUUCAUUGUGGUGUCCAUCACCUAUGGGAGCUGCAUCUUCCUGUAUAUCAAACCGACACAGAGUAGCAAAGUGGAGUUUGGCAAAAUGGUGGCCGUCCUCAAUACUGUUGUGUCCCCUUUGCUCAACCCUUUCAUCUACAGCUUGAGGAACAAACAGGUUCAGGAGGCCUUGAGAAAUUUGUUUGGGCAACUCAAAAACCAUUGCUAA